Molecule: messenger RNA, 3004 nt
Organism: Rhododendron vialii
Lineage: Eukaryota; Viridiplantae; Streptophyta; Magnoliopsida; Ericales; Ericaceae
Product: zinc finger protein VAR3, chloroplastic
Exons: 5
Coding region: 152-2824 (890 amino acids)
Cellular component (GO): cytoplasm
Molecular function (GO): mRNA binding
Source: RefSeq, a predicted model, not a curated record
UACACGAGUGUACGGUAUUGUCUCUCUACUGUUGAACCUGGAAAUCCCUGCCCUUACUUUUUGACGUUCACAAGCUAAUAAACCCUAUCAAGGGUUACAGUCCACAAUUUCCAAUUAAACCCCAUCCUCCACCCCCUGCUCCACCGCCCUGAUGGGCGGCGCGUCAAGGUUCACAAUGCUCCUCACCGCUCCCUCCCCCUUCCUCCUCCGCCUCGCUCGCCGCCGCCUCCCGUCUUCGCCCUCUCUCUCUAAUCUCUCUACUCCCUCUCCCACUCCGCGCCCUCAGCUACGCUUAAUCCGCCUCGUACAAGCCAAAGCCGGCAUUCACACCCAAACUACCACCACCACCAAUCAAGACGACAACAGCCGAGACUCCCUCGGCUUUUCCCCCACCUCUCCUCCGCCCCCCGCCGCCCACCCGUGGCCAGAGUGGUCCGCACUCGUUGAUUCUCUCUCCUCCCGCGGGUAUUUCGAUCUUCCGACACGAGAGAUUCUCGCUGACGAUGCAUUCGUGGCGCACGAGGAGUUGUCAGAUGAAUUCGUCCGUGCCUCCAGCGCUUGUCUGGCUUUCGCUCGUGACCGGACGGAUCUUAUGGGUUUGCUUCCGAGAAGUGAUAUUGGCAUGGUUGUGGAAACUGGAACACCAUUUCUUUUCAAAAGUGCUCUCGAUACUACACGGAGGAUGAGGGCGUUUCUUGGCAUUGGUGCUGGCAAUGAGUUCGACUCCAAUAAAGCGCACACGGUUGACCUGAUGAAGUAUUUGUUGAGUUAUGCAAGCAAUCCUACUGUUUCUUCAGGAAAAAGCAAUCUGCGUGCAGAAGGGCUUAUUGAAUCAGCCAUUAGGAACCUUCUGAGUGAGUUAACUAGGUUGGGUUUUGGAAUUCCAGCACCAGAGUCUUGUGCUUCGGUCCAGCAUCAGUUCCUAGAUAGGUAUGGACAAACUCCAAGGCCUCUUGGACAGAACACGGAAAUGAAGAGAGGUGAUUGGAUAUGCCCUAGGUGCACUUUUAUGAACUUUGCGAGGAACGUUAAAUGCCUUAAAUGUGAGGAGGCAAGACCAAAGAGACAGUUGAUGGGUGGGGAGUGGGAGUGUCCUCAAUGUGAUUUCUUUAACUAUGGGAGGAACCCACUAUGCAUAAGGUGUGAUUGCAAGAGACCCGUAGACACUUCAUUUGGGAUUACUGAUUCAAGCUCUGUUUCGGGACAUGGUAAUGGGCUAUAUGCAAAUAAGCCUGAUAUUGAGAGCAGAUUAGCUGCCAAUGAAGAAAAGGCACAGCGGUGGUUUACUAAGGCUUCUCAACUGGAGAGUGCUGCUGAUUUGAGUAGUGCUGCUGCUGAUGAAGAUUUUCCUGAAAUCAUGCCUUUGAGGAAAGGGGUAAACCGGUUUGUUGUAAGCACAAGGAAGACUCCAUUGGAGCGGAGGCUUGCUAAUUCUCAAUUUCAAAGAGAUGCAGCUAAUACUGGUUCUUUUGAAAUUCUUGAUGCUAAUGGACAAAAUGCUGAAACAGCGAGUUCUCCUUCACUGUCUAGAUCAACAUCUCAACAGUUUGGGCAUCCCAAGGGGAGCCAUUCCAGUUAUGUUCCGUUUGUGCCAUUACCCAAGGACAUGUUUGCUAAAAAUCCCGAAAAGAUUGAGGAAAAUGAGAGGGUGGUAACAGAUACCUUCCAUGAUGCCUCUUUGAAGGCUAGUGAGCAAACUAGCGCUGUUCCUGUGAAAAGUGAUACCAGAAAGUUGGGGGAUAAUUUGAAUUUAACUGAACAGCCAUCAAAUGAGGUUGAGAAGUCCGAAAGCUGGUUUAAGAAGCUGGCAGAUUUGCAUGAGCCUGCAGACUUGGAAAGUGAAAUUUCAGAUGACUUUCCGGACAUCAUGCCUAUGCGUAAGGGAGAAAAUCGUUUUGUAGUGAGCAAGAAAAAUAGCCGUUCUUUAUCUUCUCCUAUGUACAAAAGGAAAAUGGCGAUGGAGCAAACAAGCAGCACUACCAAUUUCGUCCCCUUUGUUCCUUUCCCACCAGACUAUUUCGCUAAAAGGAAUAAUCAGCGGCCACAUGGGGCAGAUUCAACUGUGAAAGCAACCGGUGAAACUUCUUCUGAUUCUGACACAAAUAACGUCCCCAACAUGGAUAACCCACAAACCAGCACAGGGGUGUUGAAUUCGGAAUCUUCUGGAGAAAACUUAAACGAGAGAAAGAAUCGUGAUACUGAUGGGUCGCCAACCAGUGGAAACCCAACACAGAAUUCCUUCAGUUCCCAAAGUAGUGAUAAAGAGGAUGGUUGGAGUAGUGGCUUUUCUGGAAAAGAGUGUAGAAUUGAGAAUACAGAUUUAUCUUCUGGAGAAAACUUUAAUGAGAGAAAACAUUUUACUUAUGGGUCUCCAAUCGGAAGAAACCCAACGCAGAAUUCCUUUGAUUCCCUUAAUAACAAACAAGAUGGUCGGAGUACUGGCUUUUCCAGAAAAGAGAGAAGAACUGAGAGCACAGAUUUGACUGGGACCAAACAGCCUGAAAGUCAGAGUUCCAGGAGUGGUUGGACAGGAAAGAGCUUGGAGGGGUCGGCGGUGCAGGAACCUGAUCCUUUGGACAUGUCAGAAGAGGCUAAGGCGCAGAGGUGGUUCCGGCGUGUUGCUCAGAUCAAGGACAUCUCUGAACUCAGUCAAAUACCCGAUGAAGACUUUCCGUCGAUAAUGCCUAUGCGGAAAGGAGUUAACAGGUUUGUGGUGAGCAAGAGGAAAACACCUCUAGAGAGAAGAUUGACAUCUCCGCAGUACAGGAGGAAUCUUCCUGUAGUGAGCUCGGAUCCACUGAAGAAGGAAAACGAAAAUAGCUGAAAAACAUAAAAAAAAUGUUUCCUUUUACGCAAGAUUCAUUACGAUUGUCUCAGCAAAUUUUGUUCUCUGUAACUUUAUGAAGAAAGCUAAAGAGCGGCAGAAAUAUGAUCAUUGUCAUCAACUUUUCUACAGCUGCAUUUGUAUCAUAGUAACACAUUUUCAGUUUUCCCAAAGGUAAAA